Pistacia vera is the source of this 779-nucleotide messenger RNA. RefSeq names its product protein trichome birefringence-like 37. The transcript has 3 exons. Gene Ontology annotation, cellular component: Golgi apparatus. NCBI's taxonomy places the organism in Eukaryota, Viridiplantae, Streptophyta, Magnoliopsida, Sapindales, Anacardiaceae. The record is from RefSeq and is a predicted model, not a curated record. Gene Ontology annotation, molecular function: O-acetyltransferase activity. The annotation marks the transcript as partial.
ACUUGGAAUUUGCAGGAUUAUGACAUUUCUGUGAAGUUAGACCGUAAUGCAUUUCUAGUCGAUAUAGUGAAAGAAAAGAUAGGGAGAGUUCUGAAGCUUGACUCCAUUAAAAAUGGCGAUGCAUGGAAAGGAUACGACAUGCUCAUCUUCAACACUUGGCACUGGUGGCUCCAUAAAGGAAGCAAACAACCAUGGGACUACAUUGAAGAAGGAAAUAACAUUCAGAAAGAUAUGGAUCGUUUGGUUGCUUUCAGAAAGGGACUCACCACUUGGUCAAAAUGGGUUGAUUCAUCCGUAAAUCCUUCCAUUACCAAAGUUUUCUUUCAGGGCAUUUCUCCUACCCAUUACAAUGGCCAAGAGUGGAAUGAAGGUAAGUCAGCAACCUGCAAGGGCCAAACUCAACCCAUUAAAGGUUCAACAUAUCCGGCAGGUCCACCGCAGGCGGCAGCCAUCGUGAAGGAAGUAUUGAGCAAAAUGUCGACGCCGGUGAGGUUGCUGGACGUAACAACACUCUCCCAAUUAAGAAAAGAUGGACAUCCUUCUGUGUAUGGACUCGAUGGCAAGAAGGGAAAUGACUGUAGCCAUUGGUGUCUUGCUGGUGUUCCUGAUACUUGGAAUGAGAUUUUAUAUGCAAUUCUAGUCACUGAUGCAAGAAAUGAAGCACAAGAAAAUUAAAAUUCUUUUAUCAACUACAAAAUCAAGAAUAGUGAAUUAAACUGUAAGGAAGAUCUGAAAUUAAGAAAUUAGUUCAAUGUAUUUGUAAUUGCAAUAUCGUUAUU